Eupeodes corollae is the source of this 2373-nucleotide messenger RNA. RefSeq names its product protein cycle. NCBI's taxonomy places the organism in Eukaryota, Metazoa, Arthropoda, Insecta, Diptera, Syrphidae. Gene Ontology annotation, cellular component: cytoplasm; aryl hydrocarbon receptor complex; transcription regulator complex. Gene Ontology annotation, biological process: regulation of transcription by RNA polymerase II. Bases 1170 to 2324 code for a protein of 384 amino acids. The transcript is spliced from 5 exons. Gene Ontology annotation, molecular function: RNA polymerase II cis-regulatory region sequence-specific DNA binding; protein dimerization activity; DNA-binding transcription factor activity, RNA polymerase II-specific. The record is from RefSeq and is a predicted model, not a curated record.
UCCUAAUAUAACAAAGCCAAAUGUCAUUUCGAUUCCAAUUCAAUUCGAUUCCUUAAUCCACUGAAGAAGUAUGAAUUCAAUUUCGAUUCGAUUCCUCGAUCUCCUCUUGUAACUGUUGUUUCUGAUAACACAAACCAAAGAGUAACAGUUGCUGAAAAACGUCCUUUUGUUUAAUUUUGUCAAAGUGGGUGGAAUUUCUUUUGUGUACAUGUAUGCAAACCUUCUUGCAAAUAAGUUCGGACGCGCGUGUUCACAUUUUGUUAAUAUGGGUUUAGUUCACAUAUUCAAGUUGGUGUGCAUCAUCACAACUUGUCGGCUAAAAGAGAGUCACCGUCGAAUUUGACCCUCUAUUAGUUCUUUCUCUCUGUCCGUUCUGUGUUGGCUUUCAGCUGGUAUAGCUUUAAACAAAUUUAAAUAAAACUACAAGCAUAACAAUGUAAAUAAACUGGAUUUUGUUUGUGAAACACACGAAAAAAUUUCUUUUUCAUUUUAAACAUAGUAAGUGCAUACUAAUACUAUACAUAAAUGAUAAUCUCGGGAAUAGUCCUGAUACCGAUCAAUUGAAAAUUCAAUCAAUACACGGAACUUUUACUCUUAAUUCUAAAGCAACAAUUAUGACCGCCUCUGAAAAAUUAAAUUAAAAUAACAAUAAAAAGUUGAUCAUCGAUUUUAAAGAAAAAUUAAUUUCACUAAACAAAAUAUUGUCAACAAAACAAUGAAAAACUGUGAAUUUGACAACCUGGAUGACGAAACAUUCGAUGAUAAGACAACUAAAACAUAUGAUGAAAAUAAAAAGUAAAAUAUUAAAACAUUUUAUAUGAAGAGUAAUGUGUGUCAUUUCGUACAAGAAACUACAAUAUGUUUAUGUUCUUGAGCAUAUACUUUAUCAAAAGUUGAAUUCUGUACUUAUUCUUUAAAUCAUAAGACCCAUAAUAUGUAAAUGGUCCAUGAAUUUAAGGUAUUUGGGUGCAUAUUACAAUGAAACAAUAAAACUACAGUAAAAUAUGAUAAAAAACGACCUUAUCCUUUUUAAGUAAAAUUGCUAAAAAAGUUAUGUUUGGUAGAGAAGUUUAUUAAAAGUAAACUACAAUUAUAUAUACGCGUGGUUAAUUGGAUAAUUCUCGAAACUUAUUUUUGUGUACUACUGUUAACAACCUUUAAAAUGAGCCAUGCAUAAAAAAUAUCGACAGAAUCAUAGUGAAAUUGAGAAGCGGAGGCGAGAUAAAAUGAAUACAUACAUUAACGAGCUUUCUUCAAUUAUUCCCAUAUGCAAUACAAUGCAUAGAAAGCUGGACAAAUUAACUGUUCUUCGUAUGGCCGUGCAGCAUCUCAAAAGUGUUCGUGGAACUGUUAAACCUUUCUAUGAAUGCACAUAUCAACCCGCUUUUCUUUCGGAUCAGGAGCUUAAGGAUUUGAUUUUACAAGCUGCAGAUGGGUUUGUUUUUGUCGUAGGGUGCGACAGAGGGCGAAUUUUAUUCAUUUCAGAAUCAGUCUCAUCUGUUCUCAAUUGUACGCAAAAUGACUUGCUUGGUCAGAGUUGGUUUGAUAUUCUUCACCCAAAAGACGUGGCAAAAGUGAAGGAACAACUUUCAUCCAUGGAACCAGGACCUCGAGAUCGUUUAGUAGACGCUAAAACAAUGCUCCCAGUAAAGAGUCAAGCACCACAGGGCAUUUAUCGACUUUGCUCAGGGGCAAGAAGAUCUUUUUUUUGCCGAAUGAAGCUGCAAUUACCUAAAAGGCAAAUCAAGGAUGAAUCAGAUACGUCUUCGAGUUCAAUCAGUUCAAAUAAAAAGAAAUCCAAACUAACAACUAGCAAAAAGUAUCGUGUUUUUCAGUGUACUGGUUAUCUUAAGUCCUGGAUACCUAUUAAACUUGAGGAAAGAGAAGGAGAUGCAGACGAACAACUUACAAAUAUGUCAUGCCUCGUUGCUGUAGGUAGGAUUCAGCCAAAUAUUUUGGAAGCUAAUAUUCCAUCGUCGUUGGAUAAUCAUCCGAACAUUCGACAGUUGUUAUUCAUCUCCAGACAUUCAGUAGAUGGAAAGUUUAUAUUUAUCGAUCAAAGGUCCACACUUGUGAUUGGUUUCCUGCCUCAAGAGCUACUUGGAACAAGUUUCUAUGAGUAUUUUCAUCAUGAAGAUAUACCAGCCCUUGCAGAAUCUCACAAAACGGUUUUACAAAAUUCUGAGAAAGUAAUAACACAAGUUUACAGGUUCAGGUGUAAAGAAAAUCGAUUCAUUCAACUGCAAAGUGAAUGGAAAGCUUUUAAAAAUCCGUGGACGCUAGACAUUGAUUACAUAAUAGCAAAAAAUACAGUGUUUUUAUAAUGUAUAUUAAUAAAACGAAAAUAUUAUAUUGCUAGUUGGUUCAGGCUAA